GGGGGCUGGGCCUGGGCAGCUUCGAGGCGUGCCUGAUCACCGAGGAGCUGGCGUACGGCUGCACCGGCGUGCAGACCGCCAUGGAGGCCAACAGCCUCGGGCAAAUGCCGCUGAUCCUGGCGGGCAACGAGCAGCAGCAGCGCAACUUCCUGGGCCGCAUGACCGAGGAGCCGCUCAUGUGUGCGUACUGCGUCACCGAGCCCGGCGCCGGCUCGGACGUGGCCGGGAUUAGAACCCGAGCGGAGCGGAAGGGAGACGAGUACGUGGUGAACGGGCAGAAGAUGUGGAUCACCAACGGCGGCAAGGCCAACUGGUAUUUCCUGCUGGCGCGCACGGACCCGGACCCCGCUGCUCCGGCCAGCAAAGCGUUCACCGGUUUCGUGGUGGAGGCCGACAGCCCCGGGAUCCACGUGGGGAGGAAGGAAAUGAACAUGGGGCAGCGCUGCUCGGACACGCGGGGCAUCGUCUUCGAGGACGUCAGGGUCCCCAAGGAGAACGUGCUCCUCGCCGAGGGCGCCGGCUUCAAGAUCGCCAUGGGCGCCUUCGACAAGACCCGCCCCCCUGUGGCGGCCGGCGCCGUGGGGCUGGCGAGGAGGGCGCUGGACGAGGCCACCCGGUACGCGCUGGAGAGGAAGACGUUCGGGAAGCCCAUCGUGGAGCACCAGGCCGUGUCCUUCAUGCUGGCCGAGAUGGCCAUGAAGGUGGAGCUGGCCCGCCUGGCCUACCAGCGCGCCGCCUGGGAGGUGGACGCCGGCCGCCGCAACACCUACUUCGCCUCCAUCGCCAAAGCCUUCGCCGGAGACGUGGCCAACCAGGUGGCGGCCGACGCCGUGCAGAUCUUCGGCGGCAACGGCUUCAACACCGAGUACCCCGUGGAGAAGCUGAUGAGGGAUGCCAAGAUCUACCAGAUCUAUGAGGGCACGGCUCAGAUCCAGCGCCUGAUCGUCGCCCGUGAGCACGUCAGCAGGUUUAAGGCCCAAAGCUGAGGCCUGAAUUUGAAGCCUGAAUUUGAGGCCUGAGUUUAAGGCCCAAAGCUGAGGCCUGAAUUUGAAGCCU
Numida meleagris (helmeted guineafowl) is the source of this 1056-nucleotide messenger RNA. RefSeq names its product acyl-CoA dehydrogenase, C-4 to C-12 straight chain (gene ACADM). Lineage: Eukaryota; Metazoa; Chordata; Aves; Galliformes; Numididae. Gene Ontology annotation, cellular component: mitochondrion. Gene Ontology annotation, biological process: fatty acid beta-oxidation; medium-chain fatty acid catabolic process. The record is from RefSeq and is a predicted model, not a curated record. Gene Ontology annotation, molecular function: flavin adenine dinucleotide binding; medium-chain fatty acyl-CoA dehydrogenase activity.